AUUUGUCCGGAAGUAAACAAUGGGAAGUUGAACUUUGGAAGAAAAACGUGUUUUAUCCGUUUUACUUUUAAUGUAAGGGCACCACCCCAUCAAGGUCCUUGUUGAUUUGGCAGAGAGGCAAUCUUGGAGAUUCAACACUGAAGAAAACGGUCAUUCACACACAUCCAGUACACUACCGUAAGCAGUCUACUUACUUGUGAUGCAGGACCAAGGUGGAACAGAUGCCUUUUGUAAAGCUUUAAGAUUCAAAAAGGGAUCCACAAUCCAGAGGAUUUACUUAGAAACAUAACACAUGUAAUCAAAAUUCUCCAACUCCAAGCUACUAGAUCUCUAUUACCAACACCAAUAAGGAUAUAUACUCUCGUAGGUCUAGCAGUAAUACAUCCCCAAUCACCCUGUACAAAUUACACUGUGAGUCUAUUAAGACAAUAAUGGAAUGGUGCUCAGCUGAAACAAACCCUAACAUGUUUGACAUUUCUGAGCUGAAAUUCAAAGCAUUCUUAAAACCUGUUAGAGUUAACGUCGGGAUUGAACAUGAAGAACUGGAUGAUGUUCAGAGUCAGGUGAACAACAUCUUGAACUUCUUAAAUAGUGAAGAAGAGGUCAAUAAUGACGCAAGUGCGGAGUAUGAACCUGCCACUGUCAUACCUGAAAAAGAAUUGGAUGUAAAUCCACAGAAAAAUGGCUCUCAAGAAGUGCAGAUAGAUUCUGACAGAGAUGAUGAAUCAGAGGGAUUGGAAGAGAUGGAAGAUUUUACUGAAGAGGAGCAGGAUGUUCCUAAGAAAGAGGACAAUUUUGGAAGCAUGAUAUCAAAGAAAAGAGUGCCAGUGAUAAAGCUGCCAAAAAUUUCAAAGGAGAAGUUGCUGGAGGAUUAUGAAAGGAGUAUUUCAAAAAAGAGCACAGCAGUGGAAAUGUAUUUAAAGAAAACAAAUUCAAAGACAGAUUUCAUGGAGAAAGAUGGAGAUUUAAAUAGUUGUUUCUCCAAAGAUGAUAGAAAGGAAUCAAGUUCAAGGGAAGAUUGCACACCAGUGGAAGAACAUUUAAAGAAGGCAAAUUCAGCUACUGAUUUAAAUAAGAAAGAUGGAGAUUCUAAAAGCUGUUCCUCUGAAGAUAAUGUACAGAAUGAUGAUGUAAGAGUUAGUGAUGGAUCUGAUUAUAUGGAAUCCAAUAAGGAAGAUACAAAAGAUGAGAGUUCCAAGUCCAAAAAUGAAACUGGCAAUAAAGCAUUUUAUGUUCCUCAGAAAGAGGGGGAUGUUUCAGGAAAUAAAAAUGAUGCAUCUAGAAAGUUAGAAGAUUCAGAUGAAGAAAAAGAGGAUGUUUAUGAAGAUGAAGAGAAAGAAGAUACAGGUAAAGAAAAAGAAGAUGCAGAUGAAGAGAAAAAUUCUGAAAGAAGCAUUCUAAAUGUAAAAAUAACAAAAAAACCUAAAAAAAGCAUUUCAGAAGAGAAAAUGAUGGAAAAUUGUGGAAACACUAUAUCAAAGAAGAGAGUGCCAGUGAUAAAGCUGACAAGAAUUUCAAAGGAGAAGUUGCUGGAGGAGUAUGAAAGGAGUAUUUCAAAGAGGAGCACAGCAGUGGAAGUAUAUUCAAAAAAAAUAUAUUCAAAGACUGAUUUCAUGGAGAAAGAUGGAGAUUUUAAAAGCUGUACCUCUGAAGAUGAUUUACAGAAUGAUGAUGUUAGUGAUAGUGAUGGAACUGAGUACGUGGAAUCUGACCAGGAAGAUGUGGUAUAUGAAAGUUCUGAGUCCAAAAAUGUAACUAGCAAUAAAGUAUUUCCUUGUUUUCUAUGUGAUGAAAAGUUUUCGACUAAAAAUAAAAUGCUAAAUCACAGAAGACUGCACAACUUCCCACUAUGGCCAUUGAGUGUAGGAAAAGGUGCAAUUUGUGAUGAGUGUGGCAAGGUGAUUAAAUCUAGAUCUGCCCUUGCUUCUCAUAAGAGAAUGCAUGUGGCUGAAAAGAUGAAAUGCAGAGUUUGCAAAGAGACUUUCUCAGAAGCUCUCCAUUCACGCCAGCAUGUAUGUAAUGAGGAACAACGAGUUAAACAUAUAUGUGAGUUAUGUGGAUCUACAUAUAGCAGAAGGGGUGACUUAAAUCAACAUAUGCUUAAGGUGCAUGACGAUAGAACAUAUGAUUGUGAACAGUGCGGAAAAUCUUUUAAUCAUCCAGCUAAUUUAAAAUUACAUCUUAAGAUCCACAAAGGAGAAAAAUCCUUUAUCUGUGACAUUUGUGGGAAGGGAUUUAUAUUCUCUGGGGCACUGAGUCGCCACAAGAAGGUACGUCAUGCAGGGAUUAAACCCUUCAAAUGCAUUACAUGUGGAAAGUGCUGUAGCUCGAGAUCCAACUUAAAUAGUCACCUGCUCUCUCAUACAAAAGAGCUGUCAUUCAGAUGUGAUCUGUGCCCAAAAGCUUACAAUCAUAAGACCUCCCUCCAGUUACAUAUGAAAAAUCAUCAUCAUUAUGAUAAAAGUGAUAUGUGACAUACUCAUGUUCCUCCUCCUGUACAGAUGUUCUUGUUUCAAUUUUUUUUUUCAAAUUCAUAUCUGUGCAUGUUUUAAAAUAAGUUGCUAUAUUUAAUGAUUUCACAAUGGAACUUCAUUUUGUACAAAUUAACUCUAAGGAAAGAUAAAAAAUGAAUACAUGUACUAGUAAAUCAAAAUAGGAUUGAAUCAAUCUUAGUGUAUCCUUAUAAUUCUACUUUCACUUGUCUUCUGUGUUAAGUCAACAUUGUCAAAGAACAUUUGUGCAGAUUAUGGUCCACUUGGUAUUUAAUUAUACCCGCACUUUCGAAAGAAAGUUCGGGUAUAUUGUUGUUACUCAUGUCCGUCCGUCCGUCCGUCCGUCUGUCACACUUUUCUUCCCUGAACUCCUCCUACAUUUUUCACAGUAGCUUAAUCAUCCUUUGGGAGAUGGUUGGGGGUGUCAUGUAGAUGUGCAGUAAGGUUUCGGAAUUUUGAUUUUGCCCCGGGGGAUCAAAUGGGGGUCGAAAAAUGACGUUUUUUAUACAAAAA
Saccostrea cuccullata (small rock oyster) is the source of this 3005-nucleotide messenger RNA. RefSeq names its product zinc finger protein 37-like. The transcript is spliced from 3 exons. The record is from RefSeq and is a predicted model, not a curated record. Gene Ontology annotation, molecular function: DNA-binding transcription factor activity, RNA polymerase II-specific; RNA polymerase II cis-regulatory region sequence-specific DNA binding. Gene Ontology annotation, biological process: regulation of DNA-templated transcription. Lineage: Eukaryota; Metazoa; Mollusca; Bivalvia; Ostreida; Ostreidae. Bases 432 to 2474 code for a protein of 680 amino acids.